UCAGGGGCCUACGGGGCAGAAAGAAAACCGGUCGUUUUUACACACCAUUGCCCACCGCAGGCUGCUAACUGCUGUGGGCACGCCUAGCACACCACAUCCUGUGCGCUUUUCACACUGGCGAGGCGCCUGCCUCAGGUGCAUCAGAAGCGUUGUGAACCCCUCAUGUUCAUCACCUGUGCACCUCGGUAAAUUCUGGAAGAGAGUGGGGAAAAGCUUGGGGUGAAAAAAUCCCAAGCUGAAGACGCGGACUUCCACAGCCCCGGGCUGGAGGCGGGGGCCAUGUGAAGCCGGGUUCGUCCACCGCCCAAGUCCGGGCCAAGCUGCCAAGGCUGAUGUCCACGGGACACGCUGACUGGGAGUUCAGGAUCCUUCCUUGCAGGGUUCCAUCAGGGCCAGAGGAUCUGGACGCAAGUGGGUUAUUAUAAGAUUAGAGUUCCCUCUGGAUAUAUGCCCAGGAUUGGGAUUGCUGGGUCAUAUGGCUCUGUCCUUCCUCCACAAAUGCCAGGACGGCGCCGGCUGCAGGGGCUGAGCCAUGUCCCUCCAUCCCACCGGCCUCCUGGGCCUCGUGCUCUGUCUGGGCCAGAUGAUCUGUGCACAGGAGGGGAUGCUGCCCAGACCCUCCAUCUCAGCUGAGCCAGACUCUGUGAUCCCCAGGGGCCGGCCUGUGACCAUCGUGUGCCAGGGCCCUGCUGGGGUUGCGACAUUUCGCUUGGAGAAUGAGGAGGAUACAAAUGACUUCAAGGAUAUGCGUGCCAGCUCUCCACUUGGUCCCCACCAGACAGAGGCCAGAUUCCGCAUCCUGGCUGUGAGUGAAGACACUGGCACGCAAUACCGCUGCCGCUACAUAAAAGAGCAUGUCUGGUCUGAGCCCAGUGAGUCCCUGGAGCUGGUGGUGACAGGUAAGGUCCUCUCUGCUGCCCUCAGGUUUGCCCCAGGUCCCUGGACCCUGUCCCCAGCUAUGUCCUCUGUCUGCAGGCUGCCCUGCCUCCUGCUGACCCUCUGCUUCCCUCUCCCCUCUGCACACACGUCCCUCUGCCUUCACACCUGGCUCAGGUCCCUGGACCCUGGUCUCAGCUGGACACAGCCCCAGCAGCAGGGUGGGCACAGAGCUGGCCCCGCUGGGCUGGUGGGGAGUGGGCCUCCAGAGAUGGGGUGGGACAGAGCCCCCUCAAGGAACCCGUGUCUUGUCCCUCAGGAUGUGUUAAAUCGUCUUUUCCACUGGGUCAGAAUCUGUGGGGCCCCAAGCAAUGUGGUGUGGUCCAUGCUCAUUGGCAGGUCACACGGUCGAGGGGGCCCCAAGCAGGGCUGGACAGGACUUUGUGGGAAUAUCUGGGAUGAGGUCAUCCCUGUUCCUGUGUCUGGUCAGCCCCCUGGCUGUUCAGGGUCCAAAGGGGACAUGACCCCCUCCACACCCUUACAGGCCCUCAGGGGAGCUGUUCCGUGCUGAUUCCGGGUGGUAAAGCAGUGGGAGGCGCAGAGGGUGUGGCCCCAGCAGAACGGAGCUCCCUUGUCUGGUCCCCUAACCCAUUUUCUCAGGAGUCUCAGGGUGCUGUCGGGAUUGAGUGAUGGCCAGAUGUGGCCUGAGGAUGGACGCUCAGGGUGGAGGGGGCCACGUGGAGUGGGACAGACCCUUGGCAGCCCCCAUACAGCGCCAAUCCUCGUCCUGCCCCUGACCGCAGGACCCCUUGGAGGUGAGCCCUGCACUCGGGCCGACCCCUCAGUUGAACAGCAGACCUCAGCCUAGAGGGACUUCAGGGUGAGGGGUGUGUGUCUGUGCUGAGGACCAGGGCCCAGCCCUCUGCCUUGUGCUUGGCUCAGGGACUGGUAAAUCCACAGCAAAGGGCCGGCACACGCAGGGCACUGGGGUGUCUCUGAUAUUCAUAAAGAUGCUGAUAACAACACUGGUGUGAUGGAGAAAACCCUACACCAGGCACCUGAUGGCAGUAAUGCCACAACAGGCCAAUGUGGAGUUACCUCCCAGACCUCCUAAGAGCCAACACUCCUUUUAAGGAGCAGAAACGACGUUAAAGUUUCCUGUCCAAGGGCAUAAGGCUCUGAAGGGGAGGAACCAGCUCAGGGCGACCAGACUCCAGACCUCGGGUUUGGCCGCAGCUCUGGGCUUCCCCCUUGUGGACAGAGUACACUGCUGGCUCUGCUUUGCACUGAGAGAGGAACGGGGGACUGGGAGCUCAUCUCUUGAUGGUUAUGCCUGAACAGCCUAGAAGAAGAGUGACCCCCCUCUGGGAGGGUCCUCCACCCGCUGUGGGGAAUCAGGCUAGCUCAGGUCCCCCCCUCCAUCUCCCUCCUGCCCAUCCUCCUCUCUCACACGGUGAAGACUUGAGUUCAGAGCAGAAACCCCUCAGCAGACUGCCUGGAUCAGGGGUUGGACUCCAGUCUCGCCCUCCCAGCCCUGUGCUUGCAGGGCAAUCACCAAACCCUCUAUGUUCUAGUUCCCCGUGUGCAAAACGGGCAGGAACGCGCCCACCCCGCUGCGCUAACUUUGGGGACACAGGGCUUCACUCACACAGGCCACGUGCUUAAAUCAGCGCGGCCAAAUGGGACACCUGGAGAAGUGUUGAUUUUAUCAAUACCGAGGAAGUAUUUCUUCUCACACCCUCCUGCUGCAGGCUCGAUGCAAACAGUGAAUGAGAAGCAGGGUCCCUGGCCUCCCAAACUUUAGCGGGGAGACUUACUUAGAAUGAGCAACAGAAAUGCAUAUAAUUUACAUAUAUGGGCAUAUGUAACUAUUAGCAUAUAAUUUACAUUGUAAAAUUUCAGACCUAUCAUUUAAGUAUAUUAGAAUACAUAUACACUAUGUAUUAAAUAUAUAAAUAAUACAAUUAACAUAAUCAUAUACACUAAUAUAUUGUUACAUAUGAAUAAUGCAUAGGGUUAUAUAUUAUAUGCUUAUAGAUUAUCAUGUAUUAUGUAUGAUUUUUAUAUGUAAAUAUUAAUAUAAAUACAUAUUAAAUAUGUAUAAUUCAUGUU
Molecule: messenger RNA, 2988 nt
Organism: Vicugna pacos (alpaca)
Lineage: Eukaryota; Metazoa; Chordata; Mammalia; Artiodactyla; Camelidae
Source: RefSeq, a predicted model, not a curated record